AUGGCUGUUCCUACGGUGCGACGAGCUUUCAGCUCGAUUUCGAAGCAAAGGUCGUUCUAUACUGCUCGAGACAAACUCCACUUUGGACUAUUCUUGCAAUUGCUCCGCAUAACUGUAGCUCUUGUUCUUCUUCCCUUCAACAAUGCCAUUCUCUUGGCAGCUUACAUUGCGGGGUAUUUCUCCUCACUUUCGCGCUCGGCCCCGAUUCAAAGACGACAAGCGGCCCUGCGAGAUGUGCAGUUCUAUCCAAAAACAGUCCUCGUAACGGGAGUAGAUACGCCAUACGGAUUAUCAGUUGCGCGAAGUUGGUACUAUCAAGGUCAUCGGGUGGUCGGCGCAAAUCUCACGGAUUCGUCAAUCCCCUCGGGAGAGAGCAUGUCCAAAUGCCUUGUCACUUUCUAUCGUGUCCCGAAGUCGAACUAUGUCUCUCGGCUGCUUGACAUUAUCCACCGUGAAAAAAUCGAUGUCUGGGUUCCCUGUUCUCACAGUGCCACCGUUUUUGAAGAUGCAGUCGCCAAGCAGGUAAUUGAGGGUCGGACCGAUUGCAAAUGUAUAACUUUAGACACGGAGCUUGCGACGGUAUUCAGCAGGGAAGAGACCUUUCGUCAGUACCUGGUUGAAAAGGGCCUACCAGUAGUGGAGAAUCACCACGUCCAGUCGCGCGAUUCCAUCCAUAAAAUCUUACAUCGGUCGCCCACCAAGACCUAUCGCAUGUACAGACCGAAUUCCAUCAUGGGAGACGACAAAACUGUCAUCCUGCCGAAGAGAACUAUAAGUUUAACCUAUUCAGAAGUUAGUGAGAUCCAGAUCUCGAAAGAGAGUCCAUGGAUUUUACAACAAGAGAGUCGUGUGGGAGAGAUUCUGGCUGAGUUGUUGGUGGUCCGGGGUCAUGUCAGGUCGAUCAAAGUGCACCCGGCAGACAGUGUGCCAAACUGGGGUCAAUCGCGCCUAGAUGAGGGGCUCGCGGUGGCAAUUCAUAGGCUUAUGGAGCGCUUUGCGUUAAAAGGUGGACAUCGGAUGACGGGUCAUCUCUGUGUUCGAUUGAUGGUGGAUGAGGAGGUCGACACCAACCAUGUGCGCUACGCCCUUAGCAUUGCCGGUUGCACACAGGGCGCAAUUGCUGUCGCAAGUCUACUACAAGAUGCAUCAGAUUCACUCAUCCGUGGGUACUUAACAGUGGAAUCACCACAUCUCAACGGCAUAGUGUCCACGGAUUCCGUUGACACACUACGCAUACAGGAAGCCAAAUCCAUCAUAUCUACAACACCACGUCCCAACUUCAGUCUUUAUCAGAGCGUGAGAGAAUGGGAUGUUCGAAGCGUACUUCUUGCAUUUUACCCAAUUCUUCAGGAAUUUGACCGACUGCUUAGUGAAAUGGAAGAUGUUCUUGGGUUCUGGAAGGGCUGGCGAUUCUCGAUUCAUGACCCAUUACCAUGGUGGUGUGAUGCCCAUGUCUAUCGACCAUUGAAAGUGCUGGAAUCGAUAUUCAGCAGCGAUACGAAAAGAACAUGA
Messenger RNA from Aspergillus tanneri, 1512 nucleotides. RefSeq lists its product as uncharacterized. The transcript has a single exon. Bases 1 to 1512 code for a protein of 503 amino acids. The record is from RefSeq and is a predicted model, not a curated record. NCBI's taxonomy places the organism in Eukaryota, Fungi, Ascomycota, Eurotiomycetes, Eurotiales, Aspergillaceae.